AUGCCCAAAACAACUGAAAUCGUCGUUGCGCCGUGUCCAACAAGUCCAGACAGGAAACUCUCGCUACCGGCAAUCGCACCACCACUGGACACAAACGCGAACGCGAGCACGAACACACUCCCAACAAGAUCAGCCUCAUUCUCUACAAUGCCUAAUGAAAUAGAUGCCAGACAUGUCCUGAAAUCUCAUCAUCAACUCAAAAUGUACAAAAUUUUUAAACAAAAUUUGUCAAAGAGAAGCAACAACACUAACAACGAUAGCAACAACACUUCCAACAAAAUCAACUCAACCACUAACAACAACAACAAUGGAGGUUUCAUAAGUGAAGAUGCCAACAGUUUUUAUCUUGAGGCUAACUUGAUAGACGCAGUUGAUGAAAUAUCCAUUAUUGGCUUUCGUCAUUGCGUCGACACGAAUCGCUCCCUGCUGAACAGACUCAUGUGGAUCACCCUCCUCCUCACCGGAUUCUCCCUGGCAGUUUACCAAAUCAACGACCGCAUCGCUCAUUACUUUGAAUACCCAACCAGCACCGAAAUUGAUGUCGUCCCAUCACAAAAUAUGACCUUCCCUCGCGUGACUAUCUGCAACGAUAAUUUUAUAAAGUUGUCUGGCGCUCAGGCUUUGGGUAAGUUAACCCAAAAUUUAGAAUCGUUUUUAUUCACAAACUUUGGAAAACGUAAAGGCCUGGUGAGUUAUUAUAGGCAGUUCAUGAGUCCUUUUGUCAUCGGGCCUGUCGUUCAAAGCGGAAUGAAGAACCACAUUCCUAAGUUGACUAACCAAACGGAAAUAAUUGAAAAGAUGAAGUUUUUAUCACCUGGCAUGGAGCAGUUUGUAUCUUGUUUUUGGAAUGGAAUGCCGUGCCCAAACGAUUUCGUGCACAUGGAAUUCACAAACCUUGGCCAUUGUCUCUUUGUUAAUCCAAGAGAGAGGAAUUUGUAUGUGACUCGCCCUGGGGCAAUGUUUGGACUCAUGUUAUUUCUGGACGCCAACCAAUCUGACUACUUUGCUCAGCCGAGUCCGUCGGCUGGCUACAGGGUUUUGUUGCACGAGCCAAAUGAGCCACCUCGUAUGAUGGAGUUAGGGUUCAAAGUUCAUCUCGGUCAAGCAGUCAACGUGGACGUGUCCGUCACAAAUAUCACAAGACAGAGACCACCGUACGGAUCGUGCACUGAUGAAGAAGAUUACAACCAGGUGGAUUGCGAGUGGAAGUGCCUCAAUGAGGAGAUCGUCAAAAAUUGCAGCUGCAGGCCUAUUUAUAUGAAAGCGAUUGAUGACGAGUUGGUAUGCGAUUAUUACGAAGAAAGAAGUUGCGCCGAAGUGGUCACCGAUGAAUUCUACCUUAAAAAAUCCAGCGGAGAGAUUUCUUGCUCCUGCCCUCCAGUCUGCAAUGAAAUAACCUACCAGGCUUUUGUCACCGCGUCAUCCUUUUCGAAAAAAUAUUUUGGCUACUCGAACGAAACUGCAGACUUUUCUUACAUCAUGGAUAAUAAUAUAUUUCUGUCAAUAUAUAUAAGCAGUAUGCAGUACACAAAGCUGGUGUCGACAGAGGGAUAUUCAACAACUGCUCUGCUGAGUGAUCUCGGUGGCGCGCUCGGUCUCAUCUUGGGUUCAACUUUCCUUACUGUCGUUGAAAUUGUUGAGUUGAUAAUGGAUCUGAUUGUUUAUGGCUAUGCGAAGAAAAAAGAAUUUUUGAACAGUUACAAGAAAAAUGAUGGAUUUGAUCCAACUGCUGUUGUCCUGAAACCCUUCAGAAAAGUUUUUGAGAAGCGAAAUAAAAGUGAAGAAAAGAUAUAUCCAUAUGAGGUUGAUGCUCAGUGA
Helobdella robusta is the source of this 1818-nucleotide messenger RNA. RefSeq lists its product as hypothetical. Gene Ontology annotation, molecular function: ligand-gated sodium channel activity. Lineage: Eukaryota; Metazoa; Annelida; Clitellata; Rhynchobdellida; Glossiphoniidae. Gene Ontology annotation, cellular component: membrane. The coding region runs from base 1 to 1818 and encodes 605 amino acids. Gene Ontology annotation, biological process: sodium ion transmembrane transport. The transcript is spliced from 8 exons. The record is from RefSeq and is a predicted model, not a curated record.